GGGAAAAAUCAAGGUACACUAAUGUGAUCCCCUGUACCCUCAGGCGGAGAAAAAUCAAGGUUCCUUAAUUUGAUCUCCGACGUACUGCUGUCCGAGUAGGACUGCUUCUCGCUCUCUCCCUCCUCUCAUUCUACACGUCGCUUCCUCUCCCGACCGAAGACACGAAGAGGGAGAUGGAGGCCAUCACCCACGCUUCCUCCGCCUGCUGCUGUUGCGGAGUCUCCGCAGCGGCAGCUGUUCCCAAGGCGUUUCUUACCGCAAGCAUCGUCUUUCAACCGUCUAUUCUCUUCAAGCGGACCUUUACUUGUUCGUCCUCUCGUCUCCUUCAGGCCUCCCUUUGUCCCGUUUCCUCCUCUCCGAUUCCCUUCCUCAUUCGUAAUAGCAGCACCACCCCGGGCUCACCUCUUCCUCGCCCUCGGCUACAAUCAUCUCCACGGCCAUCAUCGAAUCUUUUGCGCAGCAGUGGUGGGAGAAGCGGAAGUAGCAACAUCAGGAAAAAGAAAAUAAGUCGGCCCCAACGGCAAAAGCCGGUCGUCGUAGUGAAACGGACGAGUGAAGAGUGCGUACCUUCCUUGGAGGAGGCUUCCAUCAGCGUCCGGACCCUCUACCAGAACGGGGAUCCACUAGGGCGCCGGGAAUUGGGCAAGUGCGUUGUUCGCUGGAUCAGCCAGGGCAUGCGCUCCAUGGCCUCCGACUUCGCCUCCGCAGAGGUCCAGGGCGAGUUUUCGGAGUUCAGGCACCGCAUGGGGUUGCCCACGAUCGGUGGCACGCCGGCCGACGGUGGUGCUGGAGGGGCAGCCAUUGGUGGUCUUGCCUUCGUUAUCCAGGCCCAACCCUACCUCUAUGCCGUACCAAUGCCGAAAGGCCUUGAGGCCCUCUGUUUCAAGGCCUGCACCCACUACCCAACCCUUUUUGACCAUUUUCAGCGCGAGCUCCGAGAUGUAUUGCAGGAUCUCCAGUGUCAGGCUAUCUUCAGCGAUUGGCGUGCUACGGAGUCCUGGAAGCUCCUCAAGGACAUUGCGAAUUCAGCACAGCAUCGAGCAGCAGUUCGGAAGACACCCCAGUCCAGGCCUAUCCAUAGUGGUAUGGGGAUGGAGUUGGAGAAGGCUAAAGCAAUGCAAGCUAAAAUUGAAGAUUUUGUCAAGCAUAUGUCUGAACUUCUUCGCAUAGAGCGUGAUUCAGAAUUGGAGUUUACCCAAGAGGAACUGAAUGCUGUACCCAUGCCAAAUGGUAAACAAGAUACACCAAAGCCAACUGAGUAUCUAGUUAGUCACGGGCAGGCCCAGCAAGAGCAAUGUGACACCCUAUGCAAUUUGAACGCGAUUAGUUCUUCUAUUGGAUUAGGAGGCAUGCAUUUGGUCCUUUUUAAAGUUGAAGGAAACCAUAGGCUGCCACCAACGACUCUCUCUCCAGGGGACACUGUUUGUGUGAGAACAUGUAAUAGUAGGGGUGAAGGGGCAACUUCUUGCAUGCAAGGGUUUGUGAACAAUUUAGGUGAAGAUGGAUGUAGCAUCAUUGUUGCUCUAGAAUCUCGCCAUGGUGAUCCCACCUUUUCUAAGCUAUUCGGGAAGAAUGUACGCAUUGACCGAAUACAAGGAUUAGCUGAUGCACUAACAUACGAGCGCAAUUGUGAAGCACUAAUGCUGCUACAGAAGAAUGGUUUGCAGAAGAAGAAUCCCUCGAUUCUCAUAGUUGCUACUCUUUUUGGAGACAAGGAAGAUAUCAUGUGGCUACAGCAGAAUAAUAUAGUUGAAUGGGGUCAAGCAAAUCUCGAUGGAUUAAUAGAAAAAGGAAAGUUUGAUGAAUCUCAGCGAAAAGCUAUUGCAUUGGGGUUGAACAAAAAACGACCCAUUUUAGUUGUCCAAGGGCCUCCUGGUACUGGCAAGACAGGGUUGCUUAAGGAACUCAUUACCCUUGCAGUUCAACAAGGUGAACGUGUACUUGUGACGGCUCCUACUAAUGCAGCUGUGGACAACAUGGUUGAAAAACUCUCUGAUGUUGGACUGAACAUAGUUCGUGUUGGAAAUCCAGCUCGCAUUUCUACAAUUGUGGCUUCAAAAUCUUUAGGGCAUAUUGUUGAUGAUAAGCUUGCAGUAUUUAAAAAAGAGUUUGAGAGAAAGAAAUCGGACUUAAGGAAGGACCUUAGGCUUUGUCUAAAUGAUGAUUCUCUUGCAGCAGGUAUACGCCAACUCCUCAAACAACUCGGAAAGACUUUAAAGAAGAAAGAGAAGGAUACGAUUAAAGAAGUACUCUCAAGUGCUGAAGUUGUACUUGCCACUAAUACUGGAGCAGCUGACCCCCUUAUCCGAAGAUUGGGAGCCUUUGAUCUGGUGAUUAUAGAUGAGGCAGGGCAAGCAAUUGAACCAUCUUGUUGGAUCCCAAUCUUGCAAGGAAAGCGUUGCAUAUUGGCAGGCGAUCAGUGUCAGCUUGCACCAGUAAUUUUAUCUAGAAAGGCCAUGGAAGGUGGACUUGGUAUAUCUCUCAUGGAAAGUGCAUCAAACAUGCAUGAAGGUAUGCUGACGACAAAGUUGACACUUCAAUAUCGAAUGCAUGAUGCCAUAGCCAGUUGGGCUUCAAAGGAGAUGUAUGACGGGUUGCUGCAAUCUUCCCCAUUGGUCUCCUCUCAUCUACUUGUUGAUUCUCCCUUUGUUAAGGCCACAUGGAUAACUCAGUGUCCACUUCUUUUACUUGAUACACGAAUGCCAUACGGAAGUUUAUAUAUUGGAUGUGAGGAGCAUUUGGAUCCUGCUGGCACAGGUUCCUUUUACAAUGAAGGGGAGGCAGACAUUGUUAUCCAGCACAUUUUCAAUCUUAUAUAUUCUGGAGUUUUGCCAUCCACAAUUGCUGUUCAAUCGCCUUAUGUUGCUCAGGUCCAGCUCCUGAGGGAUAGACUCGAUAACUAUCCAGAAGCUUCUGGUGUUGAGAUUGCAACUAUAGACAGUUUCCAAGGACGAGAGGCUGAUGCCGUUAUUAUUUCAAUGGUCCGAUCUAACACAUUAGGUGCAGUUGGAUUCCUAGGAGACAGCAGGCGAAUGAAUGUGGCAAUAACAAGAGCACGCAAACACGUCGCGGUUGUGUGUGAUAGCUCGACCAUAUGCCAUAAUACAUUCUUGGCUAGGCUCCUACGCCAUAUUCGACGUUUCGGCAGGGUGAGACAUGCUGAACCUGGGUCUUUUGAGGGACCCGGAUUGAGCAUAGAUCCUCUAUUGCCUUCCAUAAAUUGAUUAAUGCAUCAUCUUCUAUACACCCCUUUUUCUUUGUUUUUUUGCCUUUUCUCCGGUGAACGUAAAGGAAAGGAUUGCCGGGGGAGAAAUUAUUGAGAAUAUGUUUAUAAAUUAUUCUGAAGUUUGUUAAUUAAUUGUUGCAAGUAAAAGAACGUUGCUACCUACAACUCGUGAGCAUAUUCUUUUCAAAGGUCAUUUCCUGUAUGUAACUCAUUCAACUUAGUGAUUUAAUAAUGUUGACAAGUGUGAAA
Messenger RNA from Musa acuminata AAA Group (dessert banana), 3475 nucleotides. RefSeq lists its product as uncharacterized. Bases 174 to 3224 code for a protein of 1016 amino acids. The record is from RefSeq and is a predicted model, not a curated record. Gene Ontology annotation, molecular function: 5'-3' DNA helicase activity. The transcript has 7 exons. NCBI's taxonomy places the organism in Eukaryota, Viridiplantae, Streptophyta, Magnoliopsida, Zingiberales, Musaceae.